Molecule: messenger RNA, 605 nt
Organism: Harpegnathos saltator (Jerdon's jumping ant)
Lineage: Eukaryota; Metazoa; Arthropoda; Insecta; Hymenoptera; Formicidae
Product: PEST proteolytic signal-containing nuclear protein
Exons: 3
Coding region: 176-586 (136 amino acids)
Biological process (GO): protein ubiquitination; proteasome-mediated ubiquitin-dependent protein catabolic process
Cellular component (GO): nucleus
Source: RefSeq, a predicted model, not a curated record
CGAUAGUGACGAACGAGAGCAUCAGAACUUCAAUAACGAUAUUUAGGUUACUUCGAAUCAACGUAUUCGCUGCUGCGUCCACAGGAUACCGAUAAAAUGUCCAGGAGGAAUCCCGGAGACGAUUAUAGAAAAGUGUUUGACGUUGUCAGGGUCAAGUGUCUACAGAGCGGAGGAUAUGAGAGAGGAUGACAGGGAUAGGGACCGUUCGCCUCUCAGGCCCGAGGAGCGCUGUGAAUCAGUCAACUACAAUCCAGAUACGAAGAAACAGAAGCUGGCAUUUGGCUUUGGGAAAAAGACCGGUAGUGAGCAGAAGAAGGGGAUACAAAUCAAAUUAGGUUCAGUUUCUAAACCAACUGCAAAAACAACAACACAAAAACCAACAGUGGCCUCAGUAUUUAACGCAGAUGAAGAAGAUGAACCAGAAGAGAUGCCAGCAGAAGCAAGGAUGAGAAUGCGAAACAUCGGCCGUGAGACGCCAACGUCAGCUGGGCCCAACUCAUUUGGCAAAACCAAGCAAGGAUUCUGCGAUUCUAAAAAAAUCUUUGAAAAGACCCUGAAGAAAGCAAUGGAAGAGGCAAAUAAAUGAUUCUUCAAUGUACAAUAUA